This is a messenger RNA of Triticum urartu, 1243 nucleotides long. Lineage: Eukaryota; Viridiplantae; Streptophyta; Magnoliopsida; Poales; Poaceae. The record is from RefSeq and is a predicted model, not a curated record.
GACGCCAUAAUCCCUCAACGAUCCCCAGAGCAGAGCCAUCCUCUCUCUCUCUCUCUCCUCGCGAGCCCUCACAAGCGAACGGCGAGAGACCAGAGAUGGGCGGCGGCAACUGCAACCCCAAGGACUUCGGCGCCGCCGCCUACUGGGACGCCCGCUACUCCUCUCCCUCCACUGGCGGCAAGGGCGGCGGCGGUGGCGGCGGGUUCUUCGACUGGUACCAGUCGUACUCGGCGCUCCGCCCACUCCUCCGCGCCUGCGUGCCCGCCUCCUCCCAGGUCCUCAUGCUCGGCUGCGGCAACUCCCUUCUGUCGGAGGACAUGGUAAAGGAUGGUUACCAGAACAUAGUAAACAUAGACAUCUCAUCCGUUGUAAUCGAGCAGAUGAAAGAGAAGCACAUGGAUUUCCCACAGCUUACAUAUAUGCAGUUGGAUGUCAGAGAUAUGAGCUUCUUUGGAGAUGGAUCAUUUGAUUGUAUCAUCGACAAAGGAACUUUGGAUGCUAUGAUGUGUGGCGAUGAUGCCCCUCAUGGUGCUUACAAAAUGCUAGCAGAAGUGGCAAGGCUUAUGAGGCCUGGUGGGAUUUACAUAUAACAUAUGGUGCCCCUAAGGAACGCCUGACACUUCUGAAUCAAGUCCGAUGCCGUUGGGAAGUUGAGCUUUACAUUAUGCGUAAGUUUGAAAUGUCCUCUCCUCACUCUGAAGAGCGCGCCCAAGUACCAUUUCUACCAUACACUCUAUUAUAACAUGGUUUUGUGCAUAUGAUUUGCUUUAUUAUGUGGGAACUAUGGAUUCAAAAGUGCGAGGUUUGCUUCAUUCUGUAGGAACUAUGGAUGCAAAACUGCAAAGUUUUGCUUCUACUAUCCAAUUCUCAUAAGAUGCUAAAGAACUACAAUAGAGUUAUGAAAAAGUUGCUACAGGCUGAUUAUAGCACACAAUGUUACUCGGGAAUCUUGGGAGGGAAUAAAUUAGCACCAUUUAUUGGGAACUCAUAUGCCCUUUUUUGUUUGCAAAAUGUUUGGAUCUACUAUCUAGGUUUGCAUAUUGUUGUAUGUGUCAUUCGGGAAACAUGUCACUAAUCCUUUGUGCCACUUUCAAUGGCCAAAGACCAAAAUACCCUUGUUUGAUGGUUAGUCAGUGCCUCAGUGGCAACCUUGACUUGAAUUAAUGACGGCGGCAAUGGUGACCGAAGAAGCCUGCCUGGUCUGUGCUUCGUGCCCUCGAUCACGCCACGUCAUUAAACAAAG